GGGGAUGGAAAGGCGAACUUCCAAGCAAUUCGAAGAAAAUUACAGCAUUGUGCAAGACGUUCACGAAGUUGAACAAAAAGCAAAGCCAAUUGUGUGUCAAGUACCCAGAUUUAAUGGAGCCAAUCAUUCGCGGUGCAAAGACCGGCGCAGAUGCGUGUGGACGACAGCUCAGCACCAACAGAUGGAAUUGCUCGAACGUUCCGGAACAUGGAACCUUAUUUGGCCCGGUUUUACCUGUUGGUAGGUUGAAUAUGAGAAAUUUUUAUGCUUAUUAAUGUCCCAUGCAAUUGAUGGUGGAGACCAUAUGUCUCAUGGUUAGAUAUGUAAUCAUGGUGUUAAUCAGAAGAUUGAAAAAUCCGGCAAUUUAGUGAAUUUGGGAAUUUCAGUUAGCCUGCGACACUCUGACCGGAGUUUAGGAGAGGUUUCCCAGCUCAAAUUUUGACUAAAUCCCAUUGUCCUAGAGCACAAAUCCCAUCAUCUCAGUGGCUGUCCAGCUCAAAUCUUAAUCCCAUUCCCAUUUCUUAUUGUUUUUUUGCUGAUGAAUGCCAGUCCCAGUGCAUGAAAUCCCAUUUUCCCACCCAAAAAUAAGCAAAUCCCAUUUCUUGCAAAGUUUUGAAGUUGAACAAUCUUUUAUAUAAUAUAUAUAAUAGUUGGCAGAUCUAAAUUGUGAAAUUGCUAGCUAAACGUAAUAUAUUAUGAAAUGUUUUAUCAAAUUUCGCGGACUUGAAAUCUAUAUAGUCCAGUCCAAUUGAAGGCUGUAGUUCAUGAUGAAAAUUAUCCAGUGGAAAUUUGUAUACAUUUGAAUAGACCUAUGUCUUUUAUACCAAAUGCAUGUGUCUUGUAUAUGUUUCAAAUGCUGGUUGCAGUCCACUCGUAUAUGCAAAGCAUUGAAUUUUUCUUCUGAAUUUUUUUACCAGGUUGUAAAGAAUCCGCCUUCCUGUACGCAAUAACAGCGGCAGGCGUGGCUCAUUCUGUCACGAAGGCGUGCAGUUCUGGGAUGUAUUCGAGUUGCGGCUGUGAUCGAUCGCUAACCGGACGCCCUUCUGGGGACUGGGAAUGGCGUGGUUGUCAUAGCAAUGUAAAGUUUGCCGGGGGGUUGACGAAGGAAUUUUCAAGCGCUCGCGUUUCGAAGACUGGGCAUGUUGAGCGGAAGAAAAUGAACAGACAUAAUAUUCGUGCUGGAAUAAAGGUCGGUGCUUCGUCGCCUACACGCAUAAAAAUCCCGCAUCUUGUAGGAAGUCUGCCAACAAGCCGUUCAACAAGCCGUUCGUUGUGUUCGCACUGCUUGUCCCAAGUUGUCAACAAGUAUGGAACAAGCUGUUGACAACUUGUAACAACCUUGUUGGUCAGUUUUAUUGCAAGGUUGUUCCAACAAGUCUGAUAUACAGUCAUGCCAACUUUUUACAACAACUGGGAACAAGCAGCGUGAACACAACUUGUCGACAGCUUGUGAACAGAUUUGUAAUAAUUUGUUUGCAGACCUGUAACAACUUGUGCGUAUGUAGCAAGUCUGCCAACAAGCCGUCAACAAGUUGUGUUCGCACAGCCUGUGCCAACUUGUCAACAAAUAUAGAACAAGCUGUUAACAACUUGUAACAACCUUGUUGUAACAAUCUUGUUGUAUUAUCAGAUUUGUUGCCAGGUUGUUCCAGCAAGUCCGAUACAGUCAUGAUAUAACAAUAUUGUUAGUACAACCUUGUGUUGUCAACCUUGUAACAUUCUCGUUAUAUCAUGACUGAAUCAGACUUGUUAGAACAACCUUGUAACAAGUCCGAUAAUGUCAUCAAACUUGUUACAAGUUGUUAAUAGCUUGUUCCAAACUGGUUCCAACAACUGGGAACAAACAGCGCGACCAUAACUUGUCGACAACUUGUAAACAGAUUUGUAACAACUCGUUUGCAGACCUGUUACGUGUGCACAUGGGUUUUACUAAGGCAAUCAUAAUGAGAAAAUCACCAUCAGAGUGGGAGGGUUGGGUUGGGUAAUAAACUCUAUUGUCAUUUCCAAAGCAAGAAAUCAAUCCAAGUCACUAUCUUCACAAUUUUCGAUUUGUCAGGAGGCAAAUGGUGUCUUCAAAGAAAGUAAAUGUGCAGACAACAUGAAACUUAGUCUGUAGAUAGUUGCACAUGCAGUUAUCAAAUGUCACAGAAGUUGUAAAGGACAUCUGUGACAACUGAAUGGCAUCCUUUUGUAAAGUUUUUGGCCAAGGAUGGAUAUUUAUUUUUUAAUUGAUAUUUGAAGUAGAGCACAACAUUUUUUUGACUUUUUAAUGGUUGGAUCAGCACAAUUUUUGCCAAGAAAAACAUUUCUCAAUUUUCAAUGCUGUUUUUUUUUCAGGCGUUAUCGCAGCUUCUGUAUAGAAAAUGUAAGUGUCACGGUGUUUGCGGUUCCUGCGAGUUAAAAACGUGCUGGAUGCAACAUCCUACAGAAUUUGAAAAUGUAGGGAAACGUCUUUUAACGAAAUACAAAACCGCCAUUGAAAUGGUAAAGACCAAACGAGGCCCAAGUGUCUUGCGUAUGAAGGACAAAAGCUCGGGAAAACCUAAUCCGGAUGAUCUCAUCUAUUUCCGAUCAUCCCCGAACUUUUGCGAUGUGAAUACGAGGCUAAGGACCCCCGGAACAUCAGGCCGUGUUUGUAAUGUCACCUCGUCUGGUAUUGAUGGUUGUGGUAUUUUGUGCUGUGGACGGGGGUACAAUAUUCAAGUCGUUACAGAAAUGGUCAAGUGUAACUGUCGUUUUUUCUGGUGUUGUCAUAUAAAGUGUGAUACGUGUAAAAACACGCGGGAAGUAUAUACCUGCAAAUAAGGCAGUUGUAUAACUGGUUGCCUGUGUGCGGGCUGUCUGAAGAAGAGAUGUCUCGCAUUGUAGAAUGACUGCUCGUAUGACGUGAAUCAUUAGUCCGUCAUCUAGUACAAAUGGCGAGACAACUAACAUGCCUAUAGGUUGUAUAUUAUGUAAAUGGCAUGAAAAUUUCUGUAUAGUUGGGGGUCGCCUGAGCAAUUAAUUUCGCAUUUUAUUUAUCAAAAUCCAUUACCUGGCGGUAAGCCCCGAUCAACUAGUAUGAGAGUCAAAUCUUUCAAAAAAACUCUCGUAAAUUCCGAAUAGCAGUUCAUUUUAAAACCCAAAAUGUGUGAAAGACAAGAGACAAGAUUCAACAAUAAUAUUUCGAAUUUACUGAAGAAUUCGCAGUAAAUUCGAAAUAUAACGGUCAAAUCUUUGUCUCCCCUUGUGUUUUCCUUGUGUUUCUCAAAUGUCGAGUUUCAAGGUGGAAUUUUUAUUAGGAUUUUUUAUCCAAAUUUACGGCCAAUUUGCUUUUUCGUUUUGCGGCUAUAAGAUAAAUUGACAACCUCGUUUCCAGGCUUUUCCCCGACCAUCUAUUUCUCAUUGCAUUCUUGCUUCAACGGUUUGAUAAUUGAUACCAAGUUUUUGUUAAUCUGAUAUGACAACUGAAUGAAACUAAAACAAUUUAUAAUUUGGCAUUAGAGCCAGUAAUCUUUGUGCACUGCAGCUAUUGAACAGCUUUAUUUUACUCAUGUAAUAUGUGUUCGAUUAUUGAGUUUCAGUACAGUACGCAAAUUACACCUAUAUAAGAGAAAAGAAAUUACCAAGUAUAAAACUGCGAAUAACUUCAGCCUUUUGACUACCAUAUAUGUUGCACGAUAUUGCUAGUGAAACUCACCUGUAAACUUUGAUGGGUAAUGUAUUUAUAUCAUGUAAUUAUAACCGUGCAUAGUUUUGAUUAGAUUUCAGGAUUUUAUUCAGUUAUUCUAGAGGGUACUUAAAGAGUCCAAACAAACAAACAAACAAACAAACAAGCAAGCAAGCAAGCAAGCAAGCAAGCAAGCAAGCAAGCAAGCAAGCAAGCAAGCAAGCAAACAAACAAACAAAC
This is a messenger RNA of Paramuricea clavata, 3889 nucleotides long. The record is from the annotation of a GenBank genome assembly. NCBI's taxonomy places the organism in Eukaryota, Metazoa, Cnidaria, Anthozoa, Malacalcyonacea, Plexauridae.